Messenger RNA from Labeo rohita (rohu), 5404 nucleotides. RefSeq names its product G patch domain-containing protein 8. The record is from RefSeq and is a predicted model, not a curated record. Gene Ontology annotation, cellular component: nucleus. Lineage: Eukaryota; Metazoa; Chordata; Actinopteri; Cypriniformes; Cyprinidae.
CGAGAGAGAGAGAGUCAGUCAGCGCGUGCGAGAUAGAGAGAGAAACAGAGGAAACCUCUGCUUUACACUCAUUUGGACUCGGCUCAGAGCGCGGAUCAUUUUCGGCGCAGGGAAAGAGCAUCUGCGAUCGGACAUCCAGCACAUUCGUGAGAGAGUUGAGCGGUCAAUUGAAGAAGCGCGCACUCCUUUGAAAUCACGAUAGCUAAAGCAUCACUCAUAUUAAAAAGUACCCCAGUACUGAAUUAGCACUGGAUUGUGUAUUUUUACAUCACUCUACAGACGUGACUUUUUGGAGGGUGUUUGAGGAAGACAUGACCUCAGUUGAAAUGUUUCUUGUAUUGGAUAUAAACAAUAAUGCUAAACGCUGUCUGUGGGACUGAACAAUCCUGGCAACUCCAGAGCAGCAUCCAAUAACGACGUCUAGGCUGGAGAGCAGGUGCAUGUCUCUUCUUAAAGAGGAAAACAGACAGAGGAUGUGACAGAAAUAUGGGACACUGUUUCCGAUUAGCAAUCACAGCAGUUGCGUAUUUUAUCGGCGCGUCCUUGUAACGCCGUUCAGUACUGACUGAAGCGAUCGGACCAGCGUCCUCCGGCUACUUCCACUCGGUGUAACCCCUGCGAGAUCUCCUCCAAAGUAACUUGCACGCCUGGUCGUCCCUUGAGCCCGCUCAUGGGUGACGCUGGACCGGAUGGCGUGCUACUACCUUGUGAUCAGCUCCACGCACCUCAGCAAUGGACACUACCGGAGCAUCAAAGGAGUUUUCCGGGGUCCGCUCUGCAAAAGCACCGGAGGCGAAUCACCGGACUACCCUAGGAAAGAGAAAGCCAUUACAAGAGCCCUGGGGGAUUUGAAGGCCAACUUCUAUUGUGAACUAUGUGACAAGCAGUACCAUAAACAUCAGGAGUUUGACAACCACAUCAACUCAUAUGACCACGCACAUAAACAGAGGCUGAAAGAGUUGAAGCAGAGAGAAUUUGCACGGAAUGUCUCCUCCAAGUCCUGGAAGGAUGAGAAAAAGCAGAAAAGAGCUUUGAAGCGACUGCACCAACUCGCACAACUUAAACAGCAAAGAGACAGUGAUGACAGGAAAGGUCCAAAGUUAAGGUCUACAAACAAGGAUAAGGAUCAAGUUAAAAUCCCCUCUGCUGGCAGUAGCAAGUUUGACACAAAACCAACAGCAUCCUCUGUCCAAGACUCAGCUCCCAUUUCUACAAACGUCUCUUUGAAGGGCUUGUCCUCCACUCGUAUACCCACACAUCAGCAACUAUGUCACGAAAAACACCCCUUGCAGACAAAAUCCUCUGCAGGGCACCGGAGCCCCAGGGCAGGGGUCUCAUUUUGUUUCUCCAGGCGAGCUCAAAUGAAGCUUGACUCUUGUGCGUCUGUAUUUAGUGAUGGACUUGAGGAAACCAGUGACUAUCAAGAGCUCCAGCGCCACAGGCACAGACUCGCCUUAGAGGCCCUCUGGUCCUGCUCGAGCUCACCCAGAACUCCAAGUAAUGAUGAUCACGAUCUAUCCCAUGAUCCACCGGCUCUGGGAUGGGCGGAUAGAGACUCUCAAACCCCACAAAUGGAAGCACAAGCAGAACAUGUGGAAAGCCCUGAAAAUCAGGCAAACUACAGCACAAGUGAGCCAGAGAAGCUGGGGUGUCCUGACACACACAAUCCUGGAGCAGACUGGAAGCCAGCUGGUUCAGAGGACAGAUUGCUUGAUGGGGGGCAGAGGCCCAGGGGGGGGGCUUAUGGGGGAUCAGAGGAGAGAGAAUGCCUCAAGUGCCCCGGCCCUACUGUUUACACAGAUGGACAGGGCACCAUGGCCCAAGGCCAGCUCCUAAUACACAAAGGCUCACACCACCAUACACAGAAAAGCAGCGAACAGGGUCUUAUGCAAAAUGAGAAAGACUGUAUAUCAGUCAAAGAGACAGAGGAGUAUAAAAUACACAAGGAUGAAAAUACUUUCCUUAAUGUACUCAGCAAGGAUGGAAGUGUGACAAAAUGGCCUUUCGAGCUGGUGCAGUACACUUCCAAUGAGCCGCACGUAUCUUACAGCUGUAACCCUCUAUACUACUUUUUCAAACAGAAGGAGGGCAAAGUCAAAAGCACAAAGGCUGAGGAGACGGAUCUUGGUGUUGUCGACAAGAAUGACAGAGCUGGGCCACAACCACAGGAGGUUCCUGGAGAUAAAUUAGGCAUUUUAAAACCAAAGAGACCCAAACACAGGAGAAAGGGAAAAAAACGUAGGCGUAAAUUAGAUGCUGUCAGGAUCCGGCAAGCGGGCUGCGCAUUCAAAACCUGCUCGCAGACAGAAGCUAGAGGACACUUUGAAUUCCAAAGCACUCCAACUGACACGUCACAAAACAAGCAGGCGCGCACUGAGAGGAGGCACAAGCUGGGGAAGAGGAAAAGAUCAGUGAGAGAUGAGACUUCAAAUGAAAGUGACACCCCAGAGCACAGCCUCAAAAGCAUUGUUGUAAGCUCGCUUUCCGCCCCGGCACGUAAAAGGAAGAAAUGUCAAACGAUGAGGGGGCUUGUGUCGGCGCUGCACUUGGUAAGGCGAAGGCCUUUGCCAUACUCUGUUCACAACACGACAGGAAGAGAGGAUAAUUACCGCUGGUAUGAGGACACCUACGACUCAAGGAGGGAUGCUGCCUCAACUCCCACCAGUGACAAAUCUGGGUCAUGGAGUGGCCUGUCAGACUUAAACUCGGAUGGGGAAUGGCCUGUUUACCACAUGGGGAGAUGCUCCACCUCGCCAAGAUCAAACUAUCUGUACCCUUUGAGAAAGGAGCACAGGUCUUGCAUUAGAAGUUCCUCUUAUAACGAUCCUCACUACAGUUAUAGUCCAUGCAGAGAGUUUGAACAUACAGGAGAAAGCUGGGAUUACACAGACUCUUCUGUCUACAAUAAACGAAAAUAUUCAACAGUUUGUAACAGCCCUGAUCAGCAUGAGAGGUACAGCAUCAGAAGGCACAAAAGAUUUACUGAAGAGCAUAAAUACAGAGAGCACAGACUUCAGCAUACCGGCAGGCAGUUGUUUUAUAGAGUCUAUGACAGUCCUGAACCUCAAGAAGACAUCAGGGACUGGUGGUACGAAAGGCUUAGCCCUGUAGGUAGUAGGAGGCACCGGGAGAGAGAAGAAAUUCCUUGGUCAAGUCCUGAAAGAAGCGAAGACAGGUGGUAUAACAAACCAAUGUCCAUUCGUAGCCCCAGUUCCUCUAGUAGCACUAGCGUCUCUGAUCUUAGUGGGGACUGGUUGUCUAAUUCCCAUAUUAGGCCAUCCCCUAGUAGACAGAGCCAGAAACAUUGCAGUCAUUCUGGAUGGCCAUCCGAGAGAUUGGUCAAGACCAAAUCCUCCCAUUCUCUUCCUAGAAAGAGAAGUCAUUCACCCCCAUUAACUACAAGUAACCAUGCAGCUCAGCCUACAUCCUUGCAAUCAGGUGUUGGGGUAGAUGAUGUUACAGACAAAUCUAACCCAGUGCCAACAGACCAGAUGGUUGAGAAGGAUCCUAAAGUAAAGAAAGCAAAUCUCGCUCUCUUGUUUCCACUAAUUGGUAAAUUACCCUCUAUUAAGAAAGGGGCAAGAAAACUACGGAUUAAUAAAGAUACAAGUGCCAGUAUUAAUAACCAGGUUCAAACAUGUCCACAAGUUAUACCUCAAAUUAAUAGUAAUACUCCAGAACACUUACAACACACAAAUCCCAGUACAUCCCAAGCUUGUCUUGAAAAUGCCAAGGAGGACAGAUCAACAGAAACCUGUGCAGUUUUAGCUCUGAAUCCAGACAAGACUUUGUCACAAAAACUCAGAAACCAAGAGGACAGUGCAGAAACUGCAGGGAUUCAUUGUCAAAAACGUACCACCCCUCCCCUUUCAGAGCAACCAAUCACCUUCACCGACGAUGAGAUUGAGAAGUACAGAUUGCUUCAACUCCAGGCCCAGCAGCAUAUGCAGCAGCAGCACCUUCAAGAGCAAGCAUCUGUGGACAUGACCCAUUUACCAGCACCAACUCCAGAGCCACCCGACCAGACGACACUCUCAGCCUGUCUACCAUACAGCAUACUCCAGCCCUCUUCUUCAGCCUCUACUAUUGCUCCACACCCUUCCCCUGUUGCCCUGCUACCUCCCCUUCAUCCAUCUCUCUCUCAACCCCAUUUUGCCCCUCCAAUUCCUGCUGCCUUUUUUCCAGCGCCACCUGCUACUGUGUUGGCAACUCAACCCCUCCACCUGAUCCCAGCCUCAUCCCUCCACCCAGUUCACCCUCACCAUCAUGUUCCUGGGUUGACUCUCCACCCCCUGCCUCCUGCCUCUCUGCUCCCUACGAUGCUCAGUCCAAUGCCCAUGGCUGCCGCCGCUGCUGCUGCUGUUGCUGCUGCCAGCACUCUGCAGAUCCACCCCCUACUACACCCUCUGUUCCACAGCCAAGACCUUCAACGCCACCCUGGACCAACCAGCUAGCUCUGGUCAGAACGAGAAGGGAAUGGAGAGUAAAAAAAGAAUAUAGUUUUGACUUUAUGUCCUACGAGACCCCUGAAAGUGUGCUGUGAACUUUCUGAUGUUUAGGUUCUACUUUCAGCCAAAGUUCCUGUUGUGUAGUGAUUAUUUUUUUUGUUUCAUCUCUGUGUGAUGCAGCGUCGACUCAAAGAUAGCGGGACUUUUUACUUUGUUGUUUACUGUUCCAUUCCUCAUACAUCCAUCAUCUCCCUGCAUUAACGCACAGAUGAACCUCUCCUGCCUCAGCGCACUGUGAUUUAUCAGCAGUUGAGCCCAAUCAGCAGUUGGCUGAAAUUAAGCAUAACCUGAAGUCAAAUUAGAAUGUUAAUGGCGUUUUCAAUUAGUAAUAAGCAUAAUUAGCAUAUUAUUUUACAGUUAUGCUACCCAGCAAGUAUUCAAAGGGUUUUAUUUAUGAAAAACUAGGGGAGAUAUCCUUGAGCAACCUUAAACUAAGCAAAAUGUACAUGAAAAUUCAAAAUAUUUCAGAAUAUUCGUUUUUCAUUCAAAUGUUCUUUUUAGAAUAUGCAAAUUGACAUGAUUAUUUGGUCCAGAAUCCCAGCAUGUGAUUGAGCUAUUGUAUCUCUUAAUGGAUUUAGCAGUGUUCACCACUUUGGUUGAAAACGUCCCGUUUUGAAUUAUUUUUUCUGUGUUGUUUAGUAGGGUAGAGUAAGUUUGUACUUGCUCAGCUGUAGUGUGGACAUGCAAUAAUGUUUUUUCAAUCUAUUUAAAGUGUAAAAACUUUAACUGUAUUUAUGUAUUCAUACUUUGUAAUGUAAGUAAUAACAAAUAACAUGCACUUGAUUGUUCAUACAUGUUUAAGAUGGUUUUUAUUCACUCUUAUUUUGGUAGAGCCAGACAUACAUUCAUCCAUCUGUAAGAUAAUGUCAUGGGAAUAAUAAUAAAUUAAAUGUCAU